This is a messenger RNA of Oryza brachyantha (malo sina), 800 nucleotides long. RefSeq lists its product as uncharacterized. The record is from RefSeq and is a predicted model, not a curated record. Bases 1 to 714 code for a protein of 237 amino acids. NCBI's taxonomy places the organism in Eukaryota, Viridiplantae, Streptophyta, Magnoliopsida, Poales, Poaceae. Gene Ontology annotation, biological process: root development; shoot system development. The transcript has a single exon.
AUGGCUUGCCAUCAAAGGUCGGCAAGCUUGCCUUCCAGUCCUUGCUCAAACGAAGCCAAAGUUGAGCAGCAGCUGCAGACUGUAAGCACAGUCAUCUCUUCACCCUCAGCAUCCAUUGACACGAUGUGUGAUGGACUGAAGAAGCUCGGAGAUAUCUACAGCUGCAUUGAAGAGCUGAUUUGCACACCCAGCAACCAGGUCAGCCUCUGCCAGAGGCUGCAAAGGAAGUUGGUGGAGGAAGAGCUUGGACGGUCACUUGUCUUGCUUGACCUCUGCAAUUCCAUGCAAGAAAGCUUCAUGGAGCUGAGGAUGAGCGUACAAGAGAUACUGUUGGCCAUCAAGAGAGGAGAAGAUGCGUCUGUUCAAGUCAAGGCAUACAUCCGGCUAGCCAUGAGGGCGCGGAAACAAUUCAAGAAGGCCAGCAAAAAGACUACUUCUGACAAGAUGGAUUGUAGGGUGGUGAAUCUGUUGGCAGAAGCAAGAGAGAUCACCAUCUCAUUGCUUGAAUCUACAUCCUAUCUCCUGUCGAAGAAAAUUGAGACUCCCAAGUGGUCCCUUGUCUCCAGAACAUUCCAGAAGAGCAAAGUCAUGUGCGGAGAGGAGAAAUUGCAGGAAUUGGAGCUCACUAUCAGAGAUCUUGAGAGUGGAGCAGAACUUCUGUUCAGAAGAUUGAUCCAGAGCAGAGUUUCUCUUCUGAAUGCUCUGAGCUCAUAGGCAACCGGAGCUCCAAUCCUCCUGUGAUAGGCCUCCACUUUUUAAAGGAUCAGUCCAUCACAACAAUUUUGCGAUAUGUACACAAA